This is a messenger RNA of Rhizophagus irregularis DAOM 181602=DAOM 197198, 513 nucleotides long. Lineage: Eukaryota; Fungi; Glomeromycota; Glomeromycetes; Glomerales; Glomeraceae. The record is from RefSeq and is a predicted model, not a curated record.
ACAGAAGGUAUUAUGUUUAGGGUAUAUUUUUUUAUUACUUAAUACAUAAAUAAUAAUAAAUUUCACAUUAUUUUAUAUUAAAAUAAAAAUAGAGGAAUUAGAAGCAUUUCACAGUAAUCCAUAUGAUUUUAGUAUUCCCACUAAUAUUGAUGAUUUUAAUAAAUCAAGCAAUCAGAGUAAUAGUAAUACACAGUAUUUUUAAAGCAAAUAGCAAAAAUUUAUCCGAAACAUUUGAAAAGUUGCAAAUAAAUGAUGAAACAGUGCAAAAAACGAAAGGAUCAAUUGUUAUUUAUAAUGAUGAAAUAAACAAUAACCCAAAUCUUCAUUCCGAAGAACAAGAUGAAUUGGAAAUUCCUAAUGGCAAAAAAUUCAUUAUUUUAAAAAAUGCGGGUAUUGCUAAAUAUCACGGUGGAUUUAUUAUGUAAUGCCGGCCAGUGUUUUAUUGGAUUUUAAUUCCGGCCAAAAGUACAUCACCACUGGUGAGAUUUAGCAAUUUUCAAUUAUAUUUAAUUU